This is a messenger RNA of Impatiens glandulifera, 1389 nucleotides long. Its product is annotated as serine/threonine-protein phosphatase 7 long form homolog. Bases 1 to 1389 code for a protein of 462 amino acids. Lineage: Eukaryota; Viridiplantae; Streptophyta; Magnoliopsida; Ericales; Balsaminaceae. The transcript is spliced from 5 exons. The record is from RefSeq and is a predicted model, not a curated record.
AUGGCGUAUAGGUCCAAACAGAUUUUUACUCGCAACCAUCAAGUUGAAUUAUCAAAAUGGAAUCUUGAUAACCGAGUUUUGCUAAGGAUUAAUGAAACUGGAUUUGAAAAUAUUCAUCAUAUGCAUAAUAUGAUGAGGACGGAUUUAAACUUGUUUUUGGCAUUAAUACAUUGUUAUUCUUUGGAAGAACAUUGUUUUAUUAUCGGACAUAGGCGUAUAGUGCCUACAUUGGAGGACGUUUUAAGAAUCAUGGGUCUUCCCAUUGAUGGAAAAGCUGUCACUGGGAAGGAUUUUGAAAGAACAGAAACAGAAGAAUUGUGUUACGAGUUAUUAGGCGAUACACGCUAUAUUUCAGGCCGUAGCGGCACUGAAAUAUCAUUGAAGGGGUUAAGAGAAAAUUUACAGUAUAUCCCUAGGGAUUCGGAGGAUAUUGAUAUAUAUGUGCGCGCCUAUGUGUUGCACGGAAUAGGAUGUCUUAUAUGUCCAUCGAUGAAUCCUUCCGGUGUUUCAUCCAUGUUUCUCGGCCUUUUGAGAAACAUUGAUGAAUUAAAAAACUUUGCUUGGGGAGCCGCUUUCUUGGCUCAAUCAAUGAAUCAAGUUCGUCAUUUGAAGACGAACAUUGAUUCGGCUACGACUACGGGAGCUUGUAUUCCCUUUUUUAUGGUGUUUUUGUUUGAACACGUAAAUGGGCUAACAAAUGCCUCAAUGCGUUUAAACCAAAUUCAUUUUGAGCUGCCAAUUGAAUUUCCUCUGCUUGUAUCUUGGUCAUUUCUUUUGGUUAAUAAGAGUAAGAACAAUCACGGAAAGCUGAGCGUUGAAACAUUUCUUCAUUUUCUUGAAAGGAGUGAGAUUUUACCAAGACCAUAUAAUCGCUUGGAUUUUGCGUUUCUACCUCCAUAUCUUAGAUCUCAUCUUCACGUUGCAUACACACAUACUGUGUUGAUAUGUUUUGAACAACUAACACAUCAUAAGCCACACAUAUUCCCCGAGAAGAUGGGACUGGAGCAAAGAGAUAUUGGCGAGAUUCAUUCUCUCCCAAAACCAAGUUCAAAGCAGCGCAAAGCGGCUGAAAAACCUGAUUGGGCUUUAAAGUUUAAUAAACAUGUCGCAUUUUGGAAUAAUAGGACAAAUCAUUUCAUAUGCAGUUACGACAAGCUAAUUGAGUUGGGAGUUGUGGGAGAGAACGAAGAUGAAGAAGCUGGAAAUGAAGAUGAUGAUGAAGAAGCUGAGAAUGAAGAUGAUGAUGGAGACGAUGAGGAAGGAGUGGAUGAAGAUGAUCAAGCGGGGGAUGAAGAUGAUGAUGGGCUUAGGAGGAGAAAUCUAUCUAUGCCCUGGAAGAAGAGAAUAAUUGAAAUUGAUACAAACAAGACGAAAGCUCCCAAUGCUUAG